This is a messenger RNA of Hyla sarda, 2463 nucleotides long. It is a transcript of the gene TMEM187, whose product is annotated as transmembrane protein 187. The transcript has 2 exons. Bases 1211 to 2008 code for a protein of 265 amino acids. Gene Ontology annotation, cellular component: transport vesicle. The record is from RefSeq and is a predicted model, not a curated record. Lineage: Eukaryota; Metazoa; Chordata; Amphibia; Anura; Hylidae.
GCGACAUUUUGUAUUUCAGUGUUUCCAAACCAGCGUGCCUCCAGCUGUUGCAAAACUACAGCUCCCAGCCUUUGGCUGUCCGGGCAUGCUGGGCAUUGUAGUUUUGCAACAGUUGGAGGCGUCCUGGUUGAAAAACACUGAUGUAUGUUAAAGGAAUGCUCAAUUUUCCUGUCAGAAAACAAACACUAUGAAUGGCCGCCAUUUUGGGGACUUUACUAUAAACUUUAUUAUACAUUUAUGUGCUCGUUUAAUAAAACUUUAUUGUCCAGCAGCAGCACUGACAAGAUGAGGUGAGAAGAGGCUCAUGGCCGCCGGGCUCUCCAUGACAGGACGUUGGCAGGGAGACGGCUCGGGAAGCUCUCAGGAAGCCGCCAUCUUUUGCACGUAGCCGCACCCUCUCCACGUCUGGAACACAAACACAAGCAGCGGGCGCCUCCACAUAGCCGAUACCGCGUUUACCUGACGCCUGACACAUAUAACGCUCAGUAUGAGCUGUACCAAUAGAUAUUGCCGUUUCACUGCAUUUUGCACUACUAGCUCGUGUCAUUACGACCCGCAAAAUGUUUUAUUCUCGUAUGAUAUUAUGUGACGUUCAGGUCUGCAGCAGGCGCCAUCUUGUUGACCACUCCCCCUUCUAGAUGAGGGAGGAAGAGGCAGACGCGAUAAUGGCGGCGGCUUCUUCCUGUGCGCCCGGAUGUUGGGUCAAAUACAAAAGAACGACUAUAAGAAAAAAGACACCAACAGAGGCUUGUUUUGCUAUUAAAUCGCACGACGCUGUUCACGCGUUGCACGAAGUCGCCGGCCGCCGUGUCAGGACGAGAUUGGCGCGACGUCCUUUAUCCCAGUAACUGUCAUGGCGCCUUCUUUUUCAGGCGCGGCCGCCAUCUUAGACGCGGGUCCUAGCAACGGUUGUCAUGGCUUACUGGCACGAGAAAACUGGAUGGAAACUGCAUUCAAGCCUACUAAACUGAAAGCCUGUAACAGCAGGGAGCUGAGCAAAGUGCAAGGGAAUCUGUGAAAAGCUCCGGCCCCUCCACUCUGCAGCACUAGAACGCCUCUGUGCACAGCCACAUUCAGGAAGUUCAGAAUCUGCUAGAAACCAACCGGGGGUGGAGGUUAGGACAUUAGAGGCGUCCUGGCCUGACUGCUGCUUCUAGCACGCUUCUCUUACUGGUCACAAUCCUCAGCAGCCAUACUCCACUUUUUGAAAAUGAAAAUAUCAAAAAUUACAGCACAGGACCAGUCAUUGUGGCAUGUACUGGGAGCUGUCGCACUGUGCCUGGUGACUGUAAGCACCGGAGUAUUCGACACAGUUAGUACAGAACUAGGUUCCAGUCACUAUGCUGAAAAACCUAUUCCGGGACUUCCUGGUUACCUCUCCAUGCCUUGUAAUUCCCUCAUUAAUCUUGGAUACAUUAUUUUGGGUACAUAUUGGCUAGCCCAGGAUGAAAAGGCUAUUGGAGUUGGAAAACAGAAUGGACGCUAUCUGAAGAAUGUCUUUUCCUGGAUGGCAAUUGUAUAUGGCCCCGUCCAGUGGGCCAGGAUAUGGACCCAGACACAACGGGCUGCAGUUCUAGACCAAUGGUUUACGUUGCCUAUUUUUGCUUGGGCGAUUAUCUGGGCCAACUCUAUACUCAACAACUGGGACAGUCAACACUUCAUGGCAGUAGAGUUCCUCUCGUUGAGCAGUUAUUUCCUGAGUAACAUCCAUCCACAAGGAUUUGAACUAGCCCUGGCCAUACAUAUCAUAUGGGCAUUCACAUCGGGACUGAGACUACAGAGAAAAUAUGGAGAUUCCACCACAAGGGUGCACCUUGUUCUUGCUUUGAUAUCAUGUCUUGGAUUUGUUAAUCUGAAACUUCUUGAUCACUGGCUAGCUCAGUAUUUUGUAUUUCAAAGACUCACUGGACACUUCUGGUCAAAAAUAUGUGACAUCUUGCAAUUCCAUUAUGCUUUCUGUUUCUUAGCACACCUAGAACACUGCAGAUCAACCAAGGUGAAGAAAUAGGAAUAAAGCCAUCCACACAGCCCUACGAGUGCAUGGAAGCCAAUAGCAUAUGGCUGUCAAUGAAGCUAAACACUGGCUGACCAGAAAAACUAGUCCAGGAUGAGUCUUUUUUAAAUGUUUUUUUGAUUGUAAUAAUCUUUAAUUAAAACCAGUUUUUGUGCACAUUACCUUAGCAAGGCCUUAUACAAAGACCGUUUUAUACAGUUCAGGUCCAUCACACAAAAAAAAAAAAGAAAAAAAGUCUCAGUUGUCAAAACAAUGGCUACUGUAGCAUAGCUGAAAGGUACCGCCAGGUUACAAGUCACAGAAAGAUGAAAUAUAAAAGGUAAACACUGUACCUAUACCCACAAAAUAGCAUAGAAUUAAAAGUUCACCUUUAAUAAAUAUAGAUACUAAAAGGGUAAAAAGACACUAUAUCAAAAAGGUAGCCUUCAAAUACAAAACAAUUGUGUGAA